AUGUCCAGCAAAUCUAUUCAAAAUGAAGAGGACCCAUUCGAGAUUUACGAUCUCGACUCUGGGCUGAAACUGCUGCGGGAGUACAGCGGAAUCUCCAACGAAGAUGUAAAAUCCCAUGUUGAUUUAAUUCAAACCAAAGCCCUACAGGUGCGACCUUACCCAUGCAUUAGUCGGUACCGUUUCUUGGACCUGAUCAUGAAAUACGGAUGUGUAUCAAGAAGUCUUGGAGCGAAAAUUCGCCAACUUGUUCACGACGGCGCGCCUUCUGUCAAUACAUACGGCUCUGAUCUUUGGGGCGACUUUCUGUCCAUCGGCUACGAACUAUUCAAGGACAAGACAGGCUACAAACUACAUUUAUAG
This is a messenger RNA of Trichoderma gamsii, 360 nucleotides long. RefSeq names its product methyltransferase. The transcript has 4 exons. The record is from RefSeq and is a predicted model, not a curated record. Lineage: Eukaryota; Fungi; Ascomycota; Sordariomycetes; Hypocreales; Hypocreaceae. The coding region runs from base 1 to 360 and encodes 119 amino acids.